Molecule: messenger RNA, 1056 nt
Organism: Dujonia railenensis
Lineage: Eukaryota; Fungi; Ascomycota; Pichiomycetes; Serinales; Debaryomycetaceae
Source: the annotation of a GenBank genome assembly
AUGUUCGGUCAGAUUGUAAUUGGGCCUCCAGGAUCAGGUAAAUCGACCUAUUGCCAUGGAAUGCAUCAGUUCAUGUCUGCUAUAGGAAGGAAGCUGUGCAUAAUAAACCUAGAUCCUGCAAAUGACAGGCUACCAUAUCCAGUAGCGUUGGAUAUUCGAGAUUUUAUUACACUCGAGGAGAUCAUGGAAGAGCUACAAUUGGGCCCCAAUGGUGGACUUGUGUACGCUCUCGAGUCCCUCGAUGCAACUGAGAUCGAUGAGUUUGUUUCAAAGAUCGACAAACUAUCCAAAUCUUCUAAUUAUUUGAUUUUUGACUGCCCUGGUCAAGUAGAGCUUUUCACUCAUCACAACUCAUUAUAUAAGAUAUUCAAGAGAUUGACAAACCCUAAGUUACUUGACCUAAGGCUAUGCGUGGUAUCGUUGAUUGACUCGAUAUAUUUGACCAGCCCUUCGCAGUAUAUUUCAAUACUUCUACUCUCACUCAGGUCGAUGCUACAGAUGUCAUUGCCACACGUAAAUGUAAUUUCCAAGAUAGAUAUGUUAAAGAAUUACGGCCCAUUACCGUUCAAAUUGGACUAUUAUACCGAAGUGCAAGAUCUACAAUACUUGACACCACAUCUAGAGAAGGAGCUGAACUCUGUAUUGGGGAAGAACUAUGUCAAGCUUACGGAAAUGAUCGGAGAAUUAGUAGAGGACUUCAACUUGGUUUCAUUCGAAGUGUUGUCCAUUGAAAACAAGCAGGCCAUGAUCAACUUACUUAGUGUUAUAGACAAAGCCAAUGGCUACAGUUUUGGUAGCACCGAGAUAGGCGGUGAUACCAUUUGGAGCGAAGCCACUAGACAAGGUGGAUUACCUGGAUACAAAGAGAUUGAUAUCCACGAAAGAUGGAUCGAUGAUAAAGAAAAGUAUGACGAAUUGGAAAGGAAGGAACAAGAGGACCAGGCUAAAGACUACCAACAACAGGACGAUUCACAGCCGAUGGACGAAGAUGAAGAAUGGGAGAAGGCAGUGGAAGACUGGGAGAGUGAAAGAGGAACCGGAGCAUUCAAAAGAUGA